GGCGUUAUGCAGAGGAGAAGGGGAGUGGAAAAGUGGGUUGGGACAACGGAGACGUCGCGGACGCUCUGAACUUUGCAGACUUCUAGGACGAAAAAGGGACAGGUUGUUGAAUGGUGCUGCUCCGCGGGAUAAGAGGAGGCUGAUAGUUGACUUGAAAGGAUAGGACUGUCCUGAAAGAUAUUACAUGGCAGAUCUGCAAAGGCAAAAGGUGACAUUUGCAAGGGCCGAAUGGCUCAGGAAAGACGACGCCGCUCUCUCUCUUGGCAGGCGACCACAGUCAUACAUGCAAGUGCACCUCCACCUACCCUCCCUAUCCCCUGCCACGUCAUCGUCUCAAUAACACACCAGUACCGAAGCCACCGUCUCGACCCACGGAAACGUACACCAACAGAUCACCUACACACCCUAAUUGGCGUCUUCUCACCAAAACUAUUCGGCGCUUUUUCAUGUUGUCAUCCAGGCAUGAUACUUUGGGAGGCAGUCAUUACAGGCUCCGGAGGGGGUUUUGUACUGCUUAGAGCAAGCAAGAGGGCGGGUGUGGGCGAUGACGAAUUUGGGUUUGAGGUUGGGAUUGGAAACGAGCCGAGUGAGGCUGGAAAUUGAAGAGUGGAGAAUAUCUCAGUGCUGGGAGGUUCCAUCUGCCCUCGGACCAAGUGCAUUGACACCAGGAAUGGCAGGAACUCUGAAGACGAAAAGAGAAUCCGCAGCUCAUCGGUUCAUGUCCCUCUUCCCUGGAGAACAGCAUGUCGUACUGCUCAUGCACACAUUACUAGACUGAAGGUGGUGGUGUUGGGAGGGACAGGCUGUGGUGGUGAUUACGCAUUGGGAGGGGGAGAUUACCUGGGUGGUUAGGCAGUUUAGGAUCUGGCAGGGGCGUGGUGGCAUUGUUGGAUGACUGAGUAGUGUUGCUUGAAUUUGAUUUCUUGAGCCAUGUAUGGUGAGAGGUCCAAGGCGCCAGACUGGAGAUCAGGGUGUUGGAUGUCUUUCAACGUCGUUCAGCAACAUAUGGUCUUCCUGGGCAUGGGUUCGAAUCCCAUUCUCAUCAUAUUUAUAUCCAUUGCAUACUUUUUCAUCAUGGUGUGCACCUUGUUGUCUAUGGAGAAUUAAACGUGAACGACUUGCGCAU
Laccaria bicolor S238N-H82 is the source of this 1126-nucleotide messenger RNA. RefSeq lists its product as uncharacterized. Bases 185 to 340 code for a protein of 51 amino acids. The record is from RefSeq and is a predicted model, not a curated record. NCBI's taxonomy places the organism in Eukaryota, Fungi, Basidiomycota, Agaricomycetes, Agaricales, Hydnangiaceae. The transcript has 3 exons.